AUGAACCGUCGGAGUUGGCUGUCGCUGCUCCUCGGCACCUGGCUGGGGCUUUCCGUGGCGAGGCUCGCCUUCGACCUCGUCGGCAAGCUUUGGCUUCCUGUCGCUUUCGACCUCCUGCAGGUCCGUGGCUUUUUUUAUGAAAUUGGAAACUGUAUCUUGUCGUUGUGCCCUUCUUUAUCACAAUAUAGGCUUCAAAACGUAGAGAUUCAUUUUUCUGAAACUUUUCUGUAGAAUCUUUUUUUAUAUUCUUCUGUAAAGUCAACGUCAUCCUGAACUUCAAAUUUUCAUAUCUCGGCUCAAAAAUCUCAGAAUCGAGUAAAGUAAAGUUUUUUUUAUUUUGUUCAAGGGGUCCUCUUUCAUAUAGAACCAUCUAAUGCCCUCAAGAACCCAGAGGGUUCUCAAAAAAUCAAUUUUUCCUUAUGUGUCAAUUCUGCCAGUCAAAGCUUCAAAAAUUCAUAUCUCCGCCUAGAAAGCUCAGAACCCGGUGAAAUACAUUUGGGUUUUAUUGUGUUUAAGGGGUCGUCUUUCAUAUACAACCAUCUGGUAUCUUGAAAAACCCAGAGGGUUUUCGAAAAAUCAAUUUUUCCUUAUGUGUCAAUUUUGCCAGUCAAAGCUUCAAAAAUUUAUAUCUCCACUCAGAAAGCUCAGAAUCUGGUAAAAUAAAGGGUUUUAUUGUGUUUAAGGGGUCGUCUUUCAUAUACAACCAUCUGGUAUCUUGAAAAACCCAGAGGGUUUUCGAAAAAUCAAUUUUUCCUUAUGUGUCAAUUUUGCCAGUCAAAGCUUCAAAAAUUUAUAUCUCCACUCAGAAAGCUCAGAAUCUGGUAAAAUAAAGGGUUUUAUUGUGUUUAAGGGGUCGUCUUUCAUAUACAACCAUCUGGUAUCUUGAAAAACCCAGAGGGUUUUCGAAAAAUCAAUUUUUCCUUAUGUGUCAAUUUUGCCAGUCAAAGCUUCAAAAAUUCAUAUCUCCACUCAGAAAGCUCAGAAUCUGGUGAAGAAAAGUCCUUUACUGUUUUCAGAGGGUCCUUUUUUCAUAUAGAACCGUAUGGAACCCAUAAGAACCCCUAGGGCUCUCGAAAAAAGGCUCUUCAAAAUAAUCAUUUUUUCGUAGAAAAUUUCGAGCCUCUAGUUUUCCGAUCCUUGCUGUAUAUAUUCAUUUUAAAAUUCGAUCCUGCCCUUCACCAGAGAAGGGUUCUAGCUACAAUAUUCAGCUUAAUUUUUUUUUGAGCUUGAUUAUCCUUGAAAAGAGUUGAAUUGCGAUCCUUCACGUACCUAAAAGUCGAAAAAAGAAUGGAAAGUUGCGUCGAUCGCCGCUAUGCGAUAAUGCUGCGCCACUCAGGCCCGAGGAGUGCCACGGGAAAAUAUCCGGCCUGCCGGUCUCCACCUGCCUUUCUUCGUUUUUCUUCGCCUUUUUUUCUCCUUUCUCGUUCCGCCUCUUCAAAUCGCCCACCUGCCGGUGAUCUUAAAAGCUUUCCGGCUGUAUUUACAGGCGUUGUGCGGUCAAGCAUGGACACUUGAGAAUUUGGACCUUGGUCAGGGAGAAUAAUUGCAUUUCUAGCUUGGUAAUGACACCUGCUAGCUGGGGGAUGAGAAAGUGUGUUUUGAUACGUUUCUGAGAAUAGAUAAAUGCUUUCUUAUAGUCGAAGACUUCAAUCCACCGUACACCGGCUUAAUUGUUUUGAUUAUGAAAGCUUUCAUUUUUUUAAAUCAAAAAAAUAUGUCAAGUUUUUUUAUGUAUCAAAUUCAACAAAAAGUCCUAGAAUCGAAAAACGCUGGCAUCUCUGUACCCUCUCGUCUUUACGUUCUGUUUUUAUUUUUAUGACGGACUCAGUGAGAGAAAAGAGAGCGCAGAUAGGCCAGAAUUUUCUUCGUUAUGAUUUUUUUUUUCUUUCUCUUUUUGAACUAGCUUUUAUAAGCAUUAGAUUUUCCUCUAAAAAAAAGAAAUACAUUUUUGUUUCUAAAGUAACUUUUAAAAAUUGGUACUUGGUCAUUGUCUCAUUAUUUUCCUGUGUAGAGAAUGUUUGGCUUGUCCUUGCUUAAAAACUAAGUUUUUUUUUAAGCAAGGACAAGCCAGUGACCAAGUACCAAUUUUUAAAAGUUGCAAAUACCUUUCACGAUUUACGUGGAGCUUUUGAGCAGGAAAAUAAUGAGUCUGGUUUUUUGUUUUACCAAUGAUUAGAACGCAUUAUUCCAGUUAGAAGGCAUAAAAAAAACUUUUUAUUUUUGCACGCUCAACCUUUCUUUUUUAUGAAUCCAAAACUGAAGCUAAAGACACGAGUAAAAGUCACCGGAAUGCGACUUUUACCACCCGUGGCUCGUCCUUGUUUGUGUUGGCAUCAGUUGUUGGCCACCGCCUGGCCGCACCUGUACAUAUUUCGGUCGACAAACAAACAUUUCGCCUUGAAAUAUGCAAAUUCAUUUUUCAUUCAUGGAGCUAGCUCAAAAGUGGGAUGGAAGCAUAGUUUCGGGAAUUUUCCUGUGGAAAUAUUUCUUUUGAAAGUUUAUUUUCUCCUCAUUUUAUCUUUAGUGAACGGUAUUAGGUAAACUUCUUAAAAGUCUGACCGGUCUGCGCUCUUUUCCCUCGCAGAAGGUCACGAAAAGUAGAAAUAGCACUUGAAUACCAGAGAGUCACUGAGAGCAGAGGAAUCAGACUUUUUCAAGCAGUGGCGCAUUUUUCGAAGUAUUUCUCAAUAUUUUAAUUUCGCAAUGGCACUUUCUCUGCGAUAUCUGCAAAAAAAGACGUUGUUAAUCUUUCACGGCCACUUGACUAGGCAUUGUUUGCUUAAAUAUUUGCUGUCUUUAUUUAUUACCCUCUUAGGGAGUUUUGAUUUUUGAUAAUGAUCAAUAAUCUCAAAGUUUUAUUUUCGAUUAGCUCGAACUUUCGAUUAUUUUAAAAAAAUACAGUAAGCACAUCAAAAAGAAGUUUUGAAUUAACCUUAUAUUGAAUUUCUGAAACCGUGAAGGUAUUUUUAAACAAAAUUUUCCCGAAAUAAUUUCAAGGUUUCCAAUUUCGAUUUUUUUUUAGGCCGAAUUUUUCAGAAAACUAAUGUCUCUGCGAGUUUUCGAUGACUUGCAAGAGUUGUUCAGGAUUUUUCAACCUAAAAAAUUUUUUGAAGCCUACGGUUACUAUACUUAUGACGAAAAAUUUUAUUUUGAGGGAAAUAUUUUUUUUUUCCUUUUCAAAGAAGGCUUUUUCAAAUCACAAAAAAACGUUUUUAAACCAAUUUUUUUAGUGUUGAAAAACUCAGAUGACGAAGCCAUAUAUCAGGCUUUUCGGUUAUCAAUCAAAAACCUUAUCACCAUUGCCCCGGAAGAAAACUUUAAGCCUGUUUGAGACAAGACCCCUUGAUUUUCCUGGAAAAGAAAAGCGAUAGGGAAUAUAAUUCCCUUUUACAAUUGACCAUAACGGUUUUCGCGACGGGAUUUACGAGGUUUAGGUUGACACACGCUGAGCUGACCUAAAUAUUGAGGAUUUCGGGUUGUUCUCCCGUUCGUUUUAAGCUUUCUGGGGUUCUUUGGUCAUAGUUGUGGAUCUGUAAAAAAUGGCUGAAUAACGAGAAAAAUAUCAAAAAUUGAUUUACAAGGGAGGUCGUUUCACUCUGCGGUUGGGAUUUUUCUGAAACUUGGCUAGAACGCUCCUUGAUUUACCAGAAGAAGAUUCUGAAAGUUUCAAGCUGCAGAACUCUCUAGUUCUCGUGAAAUAGGGGUCUAAAGCCUCAAAAUAGCUCAUUUUUAUAGAUUUUGAGAGUUUUCUUUGAACUUUUUUUGAAGUCUAGGAAAUUGUACAGGUCGGGACUUUCAGGAUUUUUCUUCUGGUACAUCAAAGAGUGUUCUGGCCAAUUUUCAGGAAGUUCCCGACAGCAAAUAAAAUGACUUCCCCUGUAAGGCAAUUUUUGAGAUUUUUCUCGGUAUUCAGCCAUUUUAAACAGAUUUUUGAAUUUUUCAGAGUAGAAAAAAUGAAUUGAAAGGUAUAGUUUUGAUAAGAUCUUGUUAGAAGUAAUCCCAGGGUUUUCAAAACCAAGGGAAAAAAGAAAGUACAAAAAAUUGCCCUUUGGGGCCUUGAGGAAAAGGGUCUCACAUAGAUGGCGACUUUUACCCUCGAAAUUCAAAAAUUUGAUUAAAAAUUAGACUUUUUACCGAUUUUGAAGCUCCCAAAAAUAUUUCGAACACGGAAUUUUCACUAGUUGAUUGAGAAGAAGCCGCCGGAUAUUACCGCAAAAGGGCGCUCUGGGCGACGGAUGCGGUUUGACCGGCCCGCCGGGCGUUGACCAAUAUUUGCGCUACCUAUCUUCUUCAGUUACAUACGUCGGCUUCCAUCGAUUUGCUUUCGUUUUUCGGGCUUAACUCGGAUGUCUUGCGAGUAGUACCUUUUGGGGGGUGGGAGCUUUUCUGAACAGGUUAUGUUGAAUCAAAAAUGUGGAACCUUUUUUGGAGGGCGUGGUGUUUUUGCACUUAUAGGUCAUUUAUAGGGUUCAAGUGAAUUGGAAAAAUCUAAAAAUUAUCAAAAGCUAAUGGAGAUGAAGAUUUGAGGAUGACAGAAGUAGAACUUAUUCCAGAAAAAAAUAGGAUUUUUUUCAAGUUUCUAGUUAUUUCGAAUGGGACUAGGGUCACUAGAUGUUGUUUUUUAAGCUGAUUUCGAAUCAGAAUUUGAAUAUUGCCACUGAGGUCAUUUAGAAAAGCCGCUCAAGGCUGAAAACAUAGUUUCAUCAAUUUCUGAAGAGUUAUAACUUUUUUUGAAAAAAAGGAAAUGCCAUUUUUCCUACGAACAUUUUCCCAGGCCCGCGGUGAAUAAACUAUAAAAUCGCACAUUGCCAAAAAGUAUUGCCAUUUCCGCACAAAAACUGCCAAAAGAUGAAAGGCGCCGUUUUGAAAUAUUAUUGGCGCGAAAAUGGGGCCGCACUUUCUCAUGAUUUGUUUGCGCGCCUUAUCAUUAUCAGCGCCUCGGGCGGCCGUUUUCACGAUUUGCUUAAUAGGAUUUGGCGUGAACUCGGGAAGGGUCGCGCGCAUUCCACACACAGUUCCCUUUUCUCGGAAAAUUAUAUUUUACAUUUGGGAUUGAGUGAGCCCUGGAGGGGCGAAAAAAAAAUUUUUUUCUUGAGAGAAGUUGAGUGAGCAUCCUCCGGCGAGAGAUAAGAGAGCGCAGACAGGUCAGAGUGUUUCAAAUCGUAGCCGUAAAUUUUUUUAUUUCCCCUUUUUCCUUCCCCCAUUUUUUUCCAGUUUUUUUAAUAUUUACUCACUAGUCCUUUCAUUCCAUUAUAGCUCCCAACCUUUUCCAAUCUGAGCCUUACCAAACAAACCAAAAAGAAAAAAAGAAAAACAAAUCAACAAGUGACCCCAAUCGCCGGCACGACCUUCCGCCCGGUUGAAUGCCAUCGCGGCCGGAAAAUCGGAAAAUUGUCAGCGCCGACGCCAAUUUUCCCGCACCGACAUUUCCGCCUAAUUAUACAGAGAAGAGACAAAUCGUGUACAUGGGACUGUAUAUCAUAGCCAAAUAACUGUCAUUAUACUCGGGAUGACCAAAUAUUGAGGGAAUGAUGGGGCUUGACAAGAUUAGUGAGGAAAUUAUAACUGUGAAAAAUGGGGGUUGGUGGAUUGUUUUAUCAAAUCCCUUGGUAAAGUUCAAAACGGACACGAAGAGGAGAUUGAAAAUGUUAUGGCUACGAUGUGAAACACUCUGACCUGUCUGCACUCUCUUUUCUCUCGCUCGAGAGGUCAUAUAAAGUGGAAAUAGUACAAGUUCAGACUCAUUUUCAUUGGAUUGAAUUUCCCUCAUUUUCUAAUUGUAACUGUCGGGAAACGUAUCUUUCAGAGUAAAUUAAUGGGAAGAAAUAAAUAGAAUAUUUUCAGGUCAUCUGUUGCAUCACGGGUCUUUUCGGCUCUCUGCAAAAAAGGUCCUGCCUUCUGAUUGGUUUGGCCGUUUCCAACGUCCUUUCGACCGUUGAGAAUGUCCUCAUCUUUUUAUGGUAAUUUUUUAUUUUUUGAGGUUAUAAAUAUUCAAGUUUUGGAAGAUUUCUUAGUUGUUCUUUUCCACAGGCUUCGGAGGUCAUAAAUGCUGAGUUUAUUUAAUUUUUAAGCUUUUUUUUACGGAGAAGAAACUUUGAAAAAGGAGGUUCAGAUUUUUGAGGCUUUCAUUUUUUUCCUUCUUAAUUAAAAAAAUUGGUUCUUACUUAUUAUUGCUGAUAAUAACACCAUUUUCUUGAUAACUUGCUGAACCUUUGAACUUUAAUCUUCUAAAAGGAUUUUUUAUUCAAAAGGCCCUAUUUUUGAACAUGAAAAGCUAUUGAUUCCUCCAUUGAAAAUUUCAAAAAAAGAUGUUUUGUAAGAGAUUAUUCUCAUUUUUUAGAAAUUUUAUAAUUUUUCGACAACUCAUUGAUCCUUUGAACAAAAAACGUAUUUUCCCUACAUUUACUCCGUAAACUUUAGCACUUGUGUGUGAGAACUGAAAUAUUUGAUUGAUUGAUUAAUUGAUUUAAAAAAAGCUUAUUUUUUUUCACUUAGAAGUUCCGUUUUUUUCGAAUAUUCCCAUAAAAAAACCUCAUAUCUCAAUAAAUCAGUCUCAAAAUGACAUUGAACCGUUCACCUACUGCUUUUUUUCUGUCUCUCCUUUAUUCUCUGUAAUUACGCCGAAACGGGGGUUGCAAACUGGAAUCAUUGCCGUAUUAUUUGAUGUUCUGAAAGCCGGGCGACAUGCCAAUUUUAUGGCCGUUUGCGAAACGACAGUGCAUUGGUAAUGUCUGUUUGGUUGUUUUGAGGGUGAAAGAUCGGGAGAAUCGCUUUUUUCUUCAGGAUUUUCACCGCCCAAGGUAUUAUCUUGAAGAUAACCCAUUCAUGGUUGGGAAGAAGUUUGAGAGGUUUUCAAUGAAUUGGCUUUUAUAUAAUAUCAUUUUCUGAUAAUUUUUCUGAACGCGGUGGUAAAUUCAGCGUAAAGAUAGGAAUUUUCUAUAAAUUUGCUCAAAAACUCUCUCAAGGGGCAUGUAAAGAUUCGUCAUCCACCUGCGCAAUCACUUUUUUGAAAUGAAGUUGAGUUUUUUCAUAGCUAAUGAAGAUGAAGGGGGGAGGGGGUGGAUAAUAAGAAUAAUAGGUUUAUUUGGAUCUUGGAAUAAUCAGUAAAUUUGAAAAAUCAUAACUCCAGAAAUAAAGCGGGGAUCCGAACCAUAAAAAUUAUGGAAAUUUCGACCUCCCUCGAGAGAGUGAAAAAUAUGGAGAAGUACUGAAGUGAUUUUUUUUUUUGCCAUGAUUCUGGCAUUUCUGAUGAGUUUAGAACUUGGACUACUUUUGAAAAAUGGAAAACCUCGACCACUUUGUGAGGAUUUGAUUCGGAAAAUUUAAAAAAAUCAAGUAGUACAGACUUUACUUCGUAAAUCCAGAGUGGUCCCUUGAGGGCUCUUGGAGGGUCCUCUCUAGGGACCACUUUACGAACUCUUAUUGGGGCCACUAAAGCUUUGGGUUCCAGUGGCCCCUAUAGGGGACAUGCUAGUCGAUAACUGUUAUGAUCGUUUGUGGGAGAAACGGAAUAAAUAAGCAUUUUUGAAUGAAAUUGAAAGAACCCUAUAGGGUCCACUUGAGCUUUAGCGGCUAAGGGGCCUGACCCUAAACCCCUAUAGGGGCCACCUUAAUUUUACUCCUAUGAAGACCACUUUUUCGGCGCCUAUAAAGGUUGUUUCCUCUUGACCCCUAUAGGGACCACUCUGGAAUUUUCAAGUUGCCUAAAAAUCAUUACUUUCAUGUCUCAAAUAUUUCAAAAUUAUUUUUUCAUUUUUCAGGUACGUUGGAAUUUUCGGCGACAUCACCCGACCCAUUCUAUCAGCCGGCCUUCCUUAUUCCUUCUCAUUUUUCCUAAGAUUCACCCCGAACUGCGAAUCUCACUUCGAUUUGAAAAGGUACGUAAGAACUUUCAGUGACUUUAAGCGGCUUAAGAAAGAGAAAAGUGGACGGAUUUUCAGAUCGAUUUGGGUGCAGGGAAAGUGUCUCAUCCCGUUCUACGUCAUCGAGGCGGCGCAGGUAGAUUUUGAGGGUUUUCCGGGGAGACUUUUUGGAAUUGAAGGCGGUGCUGCACAUCCUCUUCGCCACGGUCACCACGAUUCUGGCGGUGAUGACGGUGCUGGAAUGGCGGAAGAAGAGUCAGAGGCCGGCCUCGUCGUCCUUCCAGUCGAUGAGCAGCCAGCCGCAGUACGCUCAGAUCACGCCUUCCAAGGUUUGAAAAGCUAAAGGAGUAGUUUAGUCUGUCCGCCGUGACUUGAAAGUUUUCGAGUGUCUGCGUCUUUAUGUUAUUCAUUUUAGGGUGCACAAAGUCUUGAUAUUUUAUCUUCUGUAGGUUGGUCAUCCGCCAAGCUCGAUCAACGACGGAAGCAGUGGGUACAUGAACUCGACAUACGAAGAGUUGGGACGAACUCAGGCCCAGAAAGUCGCCAACGAAGCCACUCGAAUACAAUACGAGAGGAAUUCAAAGAGGAAACGAGGAAAGAUCCGUCCAAACUCCAUGGUCUGUUACGCCGUCUGAUAUUCAAGAGAAUUCUGAAGUUCAGCCAGCCCCCGACGUGAAGCCGUGCUCCUCGACGCCUGCCGACGAUGCUCAUCUAGUUGAAGACGUCUACACGAAGCCGGUCAAGUCGACGAGGAUCCUGCGGAAUCAGGUAGACUAGCAGAACAACUUGAAUAUUCUGGUCGCAUGUGGAAUGAGUCAACGCGUGGCGGUCGCGCUGCGUAUUAAAUUAGGGGUCUCUGACCGCUCAAACAAUAUGAACCGAAGCCGUUACGCGUUGAGUAAUUCUUACCAGGGAAUGGUCUCUGGUCGCAAAAGGAUUUCUGAAUGAGAUCCAGUUUCCUGGAUGUACUGCGAAAAUCUUUAGUGGCCACUAUAGGGUUUUAGCUUUUUAGUGGCCACUACAGGGUUUUGGCGUUUUAGUGGGCCACUAUAGGGUUUUGGCGUUUUGGUGGCUACUAUAGGGUUUUGGUGUUUUAGUGGGCACUUUAGGGAUCAAUGGACCAACAUAACUGGUCCAAUCUGUUUGUUUUAAAAUGAUCAGAGUUACUGGAAGGAAUACUGGAUGAAAAACUACUGAAGGCGCCACUAAAUAGAGAACCUCCAUAGUGGCCACUAAAACGGAUAGUAGUGGCCACUAUAGAGGUGGGUUUAGUGGCCACUUUAGCGUUCUCUCGAAGUAGUCCUCUAUAGCGGCCACUAAAAAUUUUCCUAUAGUUUUUUACGCUGAUUCCAAAUCUGGUCUCAAAACCUGCCAAGGAGGUCUUUGAAAAAAUUAUGAUAAGUUGAGGUUUUCUAAGAUUACCUGGUUAAUGCGACCAGUCUGGUUCUUACCUUGGGGCUACAAAAAGGUGCUUUAAAGGAUGAUGAGAUCGAACACAUCGAGAUCGACGAAGAGGUGAUUCGAGGUCCGACCACAGUCACGUCUCUUGUCAGUUUCGAUCCGAAAAGUGCGACCCUGCUUCGGAUACGGGAACACUUGGAGUCUGAGGACGACAAGGAGGUAAAAAAAAAACUGAAUUAUUUCACAAGUUCCUGGUUUACAGGUCUACGAAGACAGAAUAUAUGAGAAAAUCCGGUCUCGAUCGGCGGCUGAAGUGCCAAAUGGAGGCUAUCGCUCUCGGAACGGUAGUCAGGUUGGUUUCGAAAGAGGGAUAACAAGUUCCGGAAGAUCUUUGUAUCCCUACUAGAAAAAAUCAGAAUUUUCCAUAGAUCUAGAUCUUCCAGGACUCGGUGCCGACGAUGCUGGCGCCCAUCCUAACGUCUCCGCAGACCUCCAGCGCCGACUCGGGAAUGUUGUCGUCGUCUGGAGAAUGGCCGCUCCACUCGGCGCCUCCUCCAGCUCGCGCCAAGUCCCUCGCCAUCAACUACCAGUUCAAACAGCAGCCUCAGCUGCAGAAGAACCUCAGCCCGGGCAUCAAGCUGUUGAUGGAGCCCGAACGUGGCUUGGGCUCUCCCGGCAUCAAAUUGGCCGACACCGGACCACAGCCAAAGUACAAAAGCGCUUUCCGGCUUCAGACCAAGUCCGACCGCGUCAUCGGCCACUAUCAUUCCCCCAAGGAGAUUCCGCUCUCCAGCAAACCGCUAGCCAUUCAAAAUGACUUCCCUGUGAUUAAAGGCGAAGGCCUUCUGGUUUGA
Caenorhabditis auriculariae is the source of this 10117-nucleotide messenger RNA. NCBI's taxonomy places the organism in Eukaryota, Metazoa, Nematoda, Chromadorea, Rhabditida, Rhabditidae. The record is from the annotation of a GenBank genome assembly.